AUGCUGAUCGCGGGUCUUGACGCCGUUGAGGUAGCCUCCUCCAUAUCCACCUUCCUUGUCUUCAUUUUCUACUGUUUCUGCGGUAUCCUGGUGUCCCCGAACUCAAUGCCGAAAUUCUGGAUCUUCGUGUACCGUGCGAAUCCCUUCACAUACCUCGCCUCCGGAUUCCUUUCAACCAGUCUUGCUCGUGCCCCUAUGCAUUGCGCCGGUAACGAAUUCCUCACUUUCGCGGCGUCGCAGAAUCAGACUUGCUCCCAAUAUAUGCAGGGCUAUCUCGAUGCUAAUGGGGGCACCCUUCUCAAUCCCGACGUAAUGGGCAUCAAUGAGAGCUGCCGCUAUUGCCAAUAUAGCAAGACAGAUCAGUUCCUUUCCUCUCUCGGCGCGCAUCACUCGCAACGGUGGAUGGAUUUCGGUCUGCUGUGGGUGUAUGUUGCGUUCAACACGGCCAUGGCAAUCUUCCUGUACUGGCUUCUCAGAGUGCCGAAGAAGAAGAAGACAUAG
Molecule: messenger RNA, 501 nt
Organism: Penicillium olsonii
Lineage: Eukaryota; Fungi; Ascomycota; Eurotiomycetes; Eurotiales; Aspergillaceae
Source: the annotation of a GenBank genome assembly